This is a messenger RNA of Meira miltonrushii, 685 nucleotides long. RefSeq names its product putative ribosomal protein L22. Lineage: Eukaryota; Fungi; Basidiomycota; Exobasidiomycetes; Exobasidiales; Brachybasidiaceae. Gene Ontology annotation, biological process: cytoplasmic translation. Gene Ontology annotation, molecular function: RNA binding; structural constituent of ribosome. Bases 184 to 546 code for a protein of 120 amino acids. The record is from RefSeq and is a predicted model, not a curated record. Gene Ontology annotation, cellular component: ribosome. The transcript is spliced from 2 exons.
CUCACCCAAGAAUUCAAGCGUUAAAAAUUGUGUGCACUGCAGCCGACCGCAAUUACAGUAGCGCGUAAGAAAAAGAAACAAAAGUCAUGGCAAUCAUUUCUUCUUUCCGUUCUUUAUGCUUUGCUGAUCCUUAACAGUAGGCCCAAAGUUCAUUUCUAGUUAAACAAACACAUUUUUGUCAAAAUGGCUGUCACAAAAGGAAACCAAAAACCAACCGGUAACAAGUUCUUCAUCGACUUUAGCGGUCCAGCUAACGAUGGUAUCUUGGACGCUUCCGGAUUCAGUCAAUACUUGCAAGAACGUAUCAAGGUUGACAACAAAGCCGGUCAAUUGGGCGAUGUUAUCAAAGUCCAAAAGGAAGGUGAAGGUAAGAUCUGGAUCACAACUACCAUCCCUUUCUCAAAGCGUUACCUCAAAUACUUGACAAAACGUUAUUUGAAACGCUCUCAAUUGCGUGAUUGGUUGCGUGUCGUUGCUACCAGCAAGCAAGGUUUCGAAAUCAAAUUCUUCAACGUUAGCGCUGAUGUUGAUGAAGAUGAUGAGUAAAUGCAAACAAACUUGCUUGACGUAACAUAAGGCCAACGUUUGUUGCUUGUACCAUGUAUACGUAUUCAUCACACCGUUUAUGCUCUCACAAUGGCAUUUUCACAAAACAUUUCCUAUUUCAUAUAGGAUCAAACAAAUU